UUGAUUUGUUGCACCAACGGAUGCGGUAGAGGGGAAGGAGUUGAGCGUUGCGCCGGCGGAAGCGGUCGUGGGGAAGGAGUUGAGCGUUGCGCCAGCAUGGAGGAAGCUUCAGGGAGAAAGAAACGCGGUAAAAGUGAAGUCAAUGAAGCUGAGCUGCUGACAGUACCAGAAGGAUGGAAGGAGGAACCAUUCACAAAAGCAGACAACAUUUAUGGCCUGUUGGAGGAGAGCAGUUUUGCUACUCUCUUCCCCAAAUACAGAGAGGCCUACCUGAAAGAAUGUUGGCCUUUGGUGCAAAACGCUCUGAAAGAAUAUUAUAUUGCAGCUACAUUAGAUUUGAUUGAAGGUAGCAUGACUGUUACCACCACAAAGAAGACAUUUGAUCCAUUUACCAUCAUUAAAGCCAGAGAUCUGAUCAAACUUUUGGCAAGAAGUGUUCCUUUCGAGCAAGCUGUCCGUAUUUUUCAGGAUGAUGUGGCAUGUGACAUAAUUAAGAUUGGCUCGAUAGUUAGGAAUCGUGAACGGUUUGUGAAAAGAAGAUUGAGACUUAUUGGGCCAAAAGGGUCAACGCUUAAGGCUUUGGAACUGUUGACCAACUGCUAUAUUAUGGUGCAAGGAAAUACUGUGUCAGCACUAGGACCGUACUCUGGACUGAAAGAGGUCAGAAAAGUAGUAAUUGAUACUUUGAAGAACAUCCAUCCAAUCUACAAUAUCAAGACUUUGAUGAUUAAACGAGAAUUAGCAAAAGAUACAGAGCUUAGAACACAGAAUUGGGAGCGAUUUCUGCCUAAGUUCAAGCACAAGAACCUAAACAAACGCAAAGAACCAAAGAAGAAGAGGGUAAAGAAAGAGUACACACCUUUCCCACCACCACAACCAGAAAGCAAGGUGGAUCAGGAACUGGCCACUGGUGAAUACUUCCUCAGAGAGAAAGACAGGAAGAAAAAGAAAUUACAUGAAACAAAGGUAAAAGAAACAGAGGCAGUAGCUAGGCGGAAGGAAGAAAGAAAUAAAGCGUUUAUUCCUCCUAAAGAAAAACCUGUGGUUAAAGUGAAAAAAGCUGUAGAAACAAAAAUCAACAUUCAAGCUCUUAAAGAGAAAGUGAAAACGGCCAAGAAAAAGAAGCUGGGGGCCCCAGCAGCAGAGGAAAUUGCUCAGAAAAUAGCUCAAAAGGAGAAGAAAAAGAAGAAAUAAAUUGACUUAUUCUCCAGCUCUUCCGCCAUGCUUUUGACAAGCAUGGUUAGGCUAUUGGAAUUAUCCAAUUUGCAAUGCCUAAAAACAAAGUUAUUCUCGUUGAGGCUGUUGGUUUAUUUUUCACAACAUUAAAUUCCUCAUUUCUCUGGUCUGCCAAUGCCAAGGGAGGCAACAGAGCAAAGCCAUUGAUAGUUAAGGAACGAACUGGCUCUUGUGGACUUAGACCAGUACUGUUCAUAAUUUCUCGGGCAUCUCCUAGUUCCAUAGGGCUCUUAUCAAUAGGAGCAAGGCCUGUUAGGAGUUGCUCUUAACUGAGCUCCAAGUGCUUCUCUGUCUACUCGAUGGAAUUCUGAACUGGUUCAUGAAGAGGGACACCAUGCUCUUUUUUUAAUCAGACUUGAUGACAAUGUAGUUGGGAAAAAGAUCCACUUCAAAGAUUGCACAACACUAGCAGCUUUCAACUAAUAGUUGCAAUGAGUAAAAUCUUCUACAAGUACACUCAAGUUUUUUGGACUGUGUCACUUGCCUUUAAACCUUAACGAUUGGGUACACUGCUAUCAGAAACUUGCAUAUGAAUUGUCUGAAAUGCACUGUGUUAUGAAAUUGCCCAAAUUCCAACCUUAGAAAAUUUGUGUUCCAUACUUUUCAUCUCAUUUAUUUCCACAGAAAUGGGAUACAAUCUAAUGUCAAUCUGUCAAGAUGAAAACACCUUUCUCCUUAAUUCAUUGGCAUUAGAAAUAAAACCUUUUAUAGAUUUCAAGACUGUGAAAAGUGUGUUUUAGGGUUGAACUGUUCAGUUUGUGUUAUUUACAGAACCAUGUAGAGUAAUGCUCUGAGAUAUUUCUAUUAUGCUAUUUUAUACACAGGCCUGUGUUGUAUAAUAUCUAAAAUUAUAUCUUUGAUUUCU
Carcharodon carcharias (great white shark) is the source of this 2101-nucleotide messenger RNA. RefSeq names its product KRR1 small subunit processome component homolog (gene krr1). The transcript has 10 exons. The coding region runs from base 97 to 1194 and encodes 365 amino acids. Gene Ontology annotation, cellular component: nucleolus; small-subunit processome. Gene Ontology annotation, molecular function: RNA binding. NCBI's taxonomy places the organism in Eukaryota, Metazoa, Chordata, Chondrichthyes, Lamniformes, Lamnidae. The record is from RefSeq and is a predicted model, not a curated record.